AUGCCGAGUCCUUCGAUACCACGUUCUAAAUCUGCUCCUAGAAUUUCAACAACUCCUCUCUCUCCCUCUCACUCAGAUGUAACUUCUCGAUGGACAUCAACGUCCGAAAACUCAUCUAGAACAUGGCCAAAGAAAGUUGGUAACUUCAUUGCAAGAAAGACUGGCUCAUCGUCUUCAUCAAAGAAAUCAAUCCUAACUGAAGAGAGCCUCAAGGAAUUCAACAGACUAAAUGAAAUUCUAGAACAGAAAAGGCACUUCAGCAGUAGUCCUUACUACAAGGGGCUGACUUACUCAUCCCUUGUUAUUAGUAGACAGAGACCUUCACUGCCAAGUCCUGAUACAGAGAGCAAUGCCGGAAGUUUUAUGAGCUCAAGCUCUAAAACCAGCUUUGUAUAUAAAAUGCAAGAAUGGGGAAGUUCCUGCUUUACAUCCAAGGACAAAGAAGCAAACAUUUCUCAGCCCAAAUCAAGUUCCUCUAAUAGUAAAAACUCCAGAGACACUAUCACCCCUAUCCGAUCUCUAUCAUCCUCUACAUUGUCCAAACAAGGUUCAACACCCGCAACAACAAAUACAAGAUAUAGAUGUACCAAAACUGCAAAAGAGCUGGGCUCUGAAAGUGAAAAACUUGGCAGCAUUAGCACAAAAAUUACCAGCACCACCAGUACUGAUGCUGCUAUUGCUAUAUUGAACAAAGGGAAGCCAUUGAGGGAGAGAGUAUUAGUACCACCAUCACCACCACCAACACCGCCUCAUCCAGGACCACAAAUCAUACCACCAGCACCAGCACCAACACAAAUUCUACAACCACAACCAACACUUCAACCACCACAGACAUCAUCCCGACCAACAAUAACACCAUCUCAAACUUCACCAACUGAAAAGAUAGUCCAGGAGAAAGAGACGAACAAGCCAGAGAAUGAAAGAAAAUUUAUGUGGGCUGACAAGUAUCGACCAUUUGCCCUGAAGGAUUUCAUAUCCAAUCAUAGUAAAGCACUAGAGCUGCAAGCUACAGUCAAGUCAGAAAAUUGUAGUCAUUUCAUAUUUGAAGGACAGCCAGGGGUUGGAAAGAGAACGAUGAUUUGGGCUUUCCUCCGUGAAGCUUUUGGAGAAGAUAGAGUAGAGGCUAGAGAGGAAAGCAGGAAGUUCGUUCUGAAGGUCAGUUCUAGUUCCCAUCCCUAA
Messenger RNA from Coffea arabica (coffee), 1179 nucleotides. Lineage: Eukaryota; Viridiplantae; Streptophyta; Magnoliopsida; Gentianales; Rubiaceae. The record is from RefSeq and is a predicted model, not a curated record.